Nomia melanderi (Alkali bee) is the source of this 1055-nucleotide messenger RNA. RefSeq names its product pre-rRNA-processing protein TSR2 homolog. The record is from RefSeq and is a predicted model, not a curated record. NCBI's taxonomy places the organism in Eukaryota, Metazoa, Arthropoda, Insecta, Hymenoptera, Halictidae.
CCACUGUAGGAACAGAAUUUUAACAUAAGGAUACAGAAAAGAUUAGCCAACAAAGAAUAAUUUUAUUCUUGUUAUGAUGGAAAAUUAAAUUAUUUUCUACCUUGCGACACCAGUCAAAGUAAUCUAAACUGCUUAUAAAUGCAUAUGUUCCGUCAAAAGUACACAUACAAGCCACACAAACGACUGUGUAAUGGAGGUGGAGGUACUAACCUGAUCACAUCUAGCUUUACCUAAGAAAGUAUAAAACACAUGGCUGAUUCUCUGAUAUAUUCGCUGUGGUGUAGUCAAGUGUUUUUACUGUACUGUUAUUAAUGAUAAUAAUUGUGGUGGAUACUUUACGGUGGGUAGAAAAAUGUCAAAUACAAAGGAAUUCUUUCUUUCUGUUAUACAACGUAUUUUUAGCAAUUGGACUGCAUUGAAGAUGGCAGUAGAGCAUGGGAUGGGACCAAAGGAAAAAGCAAUAGAUUUCUGUCCUUAUAUGGCAGAAGUUAUGUAUAUGAAUGAGAAUCUGAACAGUGGUGAAAUUGCUGAUGAAUUAGAGGAUUAUAUGGAUGCACAUUUUAACACUGAACUACAAGAUGACAGUGCUAUACAAGUUGCAGAAGUACUUCUGAAGUUUUUCCGUUAUUGUGUUGAAAAUAAUGAAAGCAUCGCAAUAACAGAGUUUGAGAAGUUACCACCCAUUCAAUCAUGGAUUGUUACCAAUGAGCCUAUGAGAAGGACACAAAAUACUUCUGAUGUUGAAAGUGAUAGUUCGGAAAAUGAAGAAAAGGGAUCUGAAGAUAUGCAGGUGAUGGAUGAGUGGACAGAAGUAAGAUCUAGGCGGAAAAGAUAAUUAAUACAGAAUUCUUGUAUUCUUGUAUUUGUUUUAUAUAAAAGAAUAUACAAACUAUUGUUUUACAGUACAUACGCAUUGUAAAUGCAGUUUAUAUUCUAAGAUUUAGUAACAAAGAUACUUAUCUAAGCAGUCUUUUAGACACUGUCAAAUUUUAUUUGGCAGUUCUGUUCCCUGAAUCUGAAAUAGAGAACAUUAUUGAAGUGUGUUAGAUUCUAUU